Phasianus colchicus (ring-necked pheasant) is the source of this 1719-nucleotide messenger RNA. RefSeq names its product chromosome 25 C1orf74 homolog (gene C25H1orf74). NCBI's taxonomy places the organism in Eukaryota, Metazoa, Chordata, Aves, Galliformes, Phasianidae. The record is from RefSeq and is a predicted model, not a curated record.
ACGCGUGCGUUCAGAAUAACGCCUAAAGGCAGGGGGAGCUGUGAGCUCCAGCAGCGCUCUGCUCCGCCUUCUUUCGCGUUCAGCUCCGCCUCGCUGAGGCCUCAUAGGCCGCUCCGCCCCGGCGUUGCGUGGCGCUGUGGCCGCGCCGGAAGCCGCGGGCGCCGGGUGCGCCGCUACUCUAGGCCGGGGCUCGGCCAUGGGCCCCGCGGGCCGCGGCGAGGCGCAGGCCGUCCUGCCCGCCCCGCAGCUGGUGGCGGCGGCUCGGGAGGCGCUGGGGGCCGGGUCCAGGCGGCGGCUGGCGGCAGCCCGCGCCCUGCAGCUGGCCGGAGAGGUGCUGGCGGUGGCGGCGGGGCUGAAGCCGGCGCUGCUGUACGACUGCGGGGCGGCGGGGCCCGCUGAGCUGCGGCGUUACGUGGAGCGGCUGCGGCAGGCCGGGCUGCGCCUGGGCCGCCUGCACCUGCUGGGCGUGGGCGGCGAGGUGCUGCUGCUGCACCCCGGCCGUGCUCGGCGACGGCUGGAGGCCGCGCUCCGUGCCCGCCCCGGGCCGUUCAUUGACGUGGCGGCGGCGCGGUCCGGUCCUGCGCUCUGCGGCCCGGCUGAGGCUGCGGCCAUCAGGGGCCACAUCGAGGCCCUCCUGGCCCACCUCGUGGCUGCGGAGGAGGCUGCCGACAGCCCCGUGUCCUGCAGCGAGGUCGCGGCCGCGGGUUGGAAUCUCUGCACCGUGUUUGGGGUGCUGCUGGGCUAUCCAGCAGCCUACACCUUCCCGGUGGAUGAGGGUGCUGAGAACUGCCUGGCGCUGACGCCACUCAGGGUGUUCGCGGCCCAGGCCUCCUGCCCCAGGAUACAGGGAGGGCUGCGGGUGCAGAUCUGCUCCUUCAGUAUCCCUGAGAGCCUCUGCAUGGAGCUGCAGGAGGUGCUGGACGCCUGGAGCAAAGAGCUGAGGGAUGACUUCUGUGCGCAGAGCGACUUCAUUGAUCUCUGCAUUUCCAGCGAGGUGGUGGUGCUGCCAGCAGUUGCCUUGUGACACACAGACAGACAAACACUGGCUUUUCACCCUGUUCCUCACAUGCCUCAGGGAGCGAGGCGGGGAACCCACUGAGGCACUUUUGGGAGGCCCUGAGCAAGAACCAGAUGGGUUUGGGCCUGACCGCUCAGGCCAGGUGUGGAUCAAGUCCAUGCACGUCCCAAGUAUGUGGAUGAACAAACAGAGCAGCUCCACAGCCUGGAUCCUGACUGUGGAGUGUGUUAUUGUGUGUAUGUAUUUGCUGUGAACGACUGAGGAUUAAUAAAAAAUGCUAACACGGCAGUAUUCUUAGUUUGUGAAGUUUGUUGUAGGCUCUGUAUUGUGUGUGUGAUGUGGUGUCACACCUCAUGUUUGUGCCCACGCUUAGCAAGGGACAAGUGCUGCCAUAAAGCCUGCACGGCUUUGACGGGUGGAAAAACCUGGCUCUGCCAAAUUAGUGUGCUGAGCAUGGAAGAGAAGCAGACAUGGCUGAGGGUGCUUGGCCAUGAGACAAGAUAAGGGUAUGGCUGAGCCUGGGCUGGGCAGGUGGUGUGAAGGGUUGGGUGGUAUGCAGACCUGGUUUUAUUGCUGGAUGUCAGUAAAGAUGGUGCAGGGUGGAAUAUUUCCCAUGCAUUGAAACAAUAAAUGAAGGGAAUUGCAUUGUUGUUUCUCUAUAUGCACGCAGCUUGGCUCCCAAAUGCACGGGAUGCACUGUU